AUGGCUGAUACAGAUUUACAAUCGUCUGAUCUUUAUCAUACAAGUAUUUGUGGUUCAAUUCUUCUUCCUACAGCAACUAAAUGCCCAUCGGAAAUAUUUUCUUUACUUCGUCAUGGAAAAUUCGAUGCAUUUCGUCAAUCAAUGAAUAUUUAUCAUCAAGAUAUUAUACAAAUGAAAAAUGAAUAUGGACAAACUGUAUUACAUAUUCUCACAAUACAUGCGUAUCCAUAUCAUUGGGUACGUUUAUUAUUGAUGCAUGGAUGUGAUCCAUGUUGUCAAGAUAAUGAUGGACAUACAGCAGUACAUUAUGCAGUCGAACGAGAUGAUGUUGAAAUGUUGAAAGCAUUAACAACAUGUUUCAAUCCUCGAAUUGCAUCAUUUUCAGAAGAAAAGACAGCCGCAAUUCAUGAACGUUGUUUAAAAGCUUUAUCAAUACGAGAUAAACAUGGUCGAACUGUUUUCAUGCUAUCAUGUCAAUAUGAAUCUAUAAAAUGUCUUAAUUAUUUAAUUGAAUUAAAUAUUAAUGAUGUAAAUUUAAAAGAUAAUUUUGGUGAUACAUGUUUAUCUUAUGCUGUUGCUCGUCGAAAUGAAAUUCUCAUAGAUAAAUUAAUAAAUCAAUGUCUUGCUGAUGUCAAUGAUGGUGAUAAAAAUCGACCAACUGCUCUUGAUAUAUUAAAAUUUAAUCGAGAACAACAAAAACUAUCGGAUAGAACAAAGGAUGAUUCAAUCGAACGAAUACUUCAAAUAAAUAAUGCAGGUAAUCGUUAUGAAAUACGACGUACUUUUAAAAAACGUCAAAUAUCAACCGAUAAUGAUGAAUCGAGUAUAUACAAUUUAGCUUGUCUUUCAGUUAAUUCCAUUGCAAAUUCACAUAUAGAAGUGGCAAAAAAUUAUGCUCGAAUUGCAUUAUUAUAUGAAACUAAACAUGAUAUUAAUAAUGCUUAUGAAUUCUAUAAACAUGCAAUAAAUUCUGUACCAAAUGAUAUACUUGAUUGGGCUGAUUAUGCAUUUCAUGUCGCUAAGAUACAUUUAAUUCGUCAAGAAAAUCAAUUAGCAUUUGAUUUAUUACAACAAGCAUUAAUCUUAAGAAAACGAUUUGAAAAUGGAACUGAACAAAUUUCUUGUAUCGAACGUUUACUUGAUAGAUUGACCAAUCUAAACUAG
Messenger RNA from Adineta steineri, 1164 nucleotides. NCBI's taxonomy places the organism in Eukaryota, Metazoa, Rotifera, Eurotatoria, Adinetida, Adinetidae. The record is from the annotation of a GenBank genome assembly.